CAAAGUUUUCCAGUAGAAGGUUGAUCAGGAAAAUUACUUCUGAGCUGAUGCGAGUCAAACAGAGGGACGGAGAAUCUCUGAAGAAUUAUAUGAGCAGAUUCAAUAAUGCAGUACUGGAAGUUAGCUCCUUCGACCAGGCUGUGGGAAUUGCAGUUGUAAUCUUGGGUCUUAACCAUGAGAGAUUCAGAGAUAGUUUGAUCAAACAUCCUGCUACAACCUUUAACGAGAACCAAAACCCAGACUGGAAAGAUGAGAAUCCAAGCAGGAAACGAAUGAGGACAGCACAGAACCGAGGUCCGAUGUCGACCUCCACACUGAGAUUUGAAAGGCUGAACUCAACACCCUCACAACAGUCUGUAGGUAAACCUCCAGUUACUUGGACCCCUUUAAACUUGUCGAGAUCACAAAUCUUCAUGCAAAUUAAGAAUAAAAUGGACUUACGACGUCCGGGUCCAAUGAGAACUGCUGCUGCUACCAGAGACCAUACAAGGUACUGUGAUUUUCAUCAAGAUCACGGUCAUACAACAGAACAAUGCAACAGCCUGAGGUCCAAGCUAGAAAGUCUAGCCCAGAAAGGAAUGUUGAAUGAGUACAUUCAGAGGGUUGAACAGCCAAGAUUUGUCAGAGAACAAAGCCCACAACCUCAAGGAAUCUGUAAUCCACCUAACCGACAAGGACUAGGGCAUCAACAAGCCCUACCUCCACUUCCACCACCAGCCAUAAUUAUACACAUGAUUACAGGAGGAUUGGAAGCAGGAGGGUUGAGCUCCAAACAGAGAAAAUUGUAUGUCAGAGAGGUAAAGCACCAGAACCGAGCUCAGAAGAGGAAACUUGAUGAUACUGAUUGGAAAGAUCAACCGAUCACUUUUACACUCGCUGAUUUUGAAGGGUGUUCGGUUUCUAGUGGUCAAGAUGCCUUCUUCUUUCAACGUUGUCAUUGGCCAGCCCACAUUAACAGAGAUCCGAGCUGUGGUGCAAGGCCACAAAAAAACAGAGAUCAACCAGCAGAAAACCCUCCACUGAAAAUCCAUGACAAUCAGCAAGUGAUGGAGGUUGAAAUCCUCGAUAAUCGACCUGAGGAUGAAACCCGAGCUGCUCCGGGUGAAGAUGUUGAGAAGGUACAGAUUGAUGAGAAAGACUCGAACAGGAAAACACAGAUAGGAACUCAGUUGAGCCCUAAGGAGAGAGCAGAGUUGAUAGCCUUUCUCCAAGCUAACAAAGAUGUUUUCGCAUGGACCUCAGCAGACAUGCCGGGAAUUCCCACCUCAGUAUCUCAACACAAACUUAGCACCAAUUCACUCAAGAAACCAGUGGCCCAGAAGCGAUGCCUCUUUGGGGGGGAGAGGUUAAAGGUCAUCAAAGAAGAAGUUGAAAAACUCCUACAAGCUGACUUCGUCAAAAGGGUCGAUUACUGUGGAUGGGUCGCCAAUCUUGUGUUGGUGAAAAAAGCAAAUGGCAAAUGGCGGAUGUACAUCGAUUACACUAACCUCAACCAGGCAUGUCCAAAAGACUGUUACCCAAUGCCGAACAUGGAUAAGCUGGUUGAGACAACUUCUGGAAACGAGAGGUUAAGUCUCUUGGAUGCAUACUCUGGCUACCACCAAGUCCCGAUGGCUCUUGGGAACGAAGAAAAAACCGUGUUCUAUGCCGGAGACGAAAUCUACUGCUACGUAAUGAUGCCCUUUGGCUUAAAGAACGCAGGUGCCAAUUACCAGAAGAUGGUUACCAUCGUAUUCCGAGCUCAAAUAGGCUUCAUGGUGUCCAGAAGGGGGAUUGAGGUUAACCCCGAGAAGAUCAAAGCAAUGGCCGAAAUGGAACCACCAAAGUCAAUGAAAGAUGUACAGAGGUUGACAGGGAGAGUGGCAACUCUUCAUAAAUUCAUCUCGAAAUCAGCAGAUAAAUGCCUGCCGUUCUCCAAGAUCAUGAGAUUGGCAACCCAGAAGGAUGAAUCUGGCAAACAAAAGAAAUUCGAAUGGAAUUCAGAAUGCCAAGCUGCAUUUGACGAGCUGAAGUCUUAUCUUAGCUCACCCCCUUUGCUGACAAAGGCUAAUGAUGGAGAAAUCCUCUACUUGUACCUCGGCAUAUCAGAUGAAUCUAUCAGUUCUGUGCUAGUGAGGGAAGAGGGGAAGCAACAGAAGCCAGUUUAUUACACCAGCAAUUUCAUAGUAGAAUGCACCUCGACUCACUCUGAUUCCCAGCCCACGUUGGACAGCUGGAUUCUAUAUGUUGAUGGAGCAUCAAGUAACAAAGGUUCUGACGCUGGUGCAAUCCUACUUGGCCCAGAUGGGUACCGAAGUGAAUAUGCUCUGAAAUUUAAUUUUGAUGCCACCAAUAAUAUGGCUGAGUAUGAAGCUCUGCUACUCUACUUACAAUUGGCCAUAGAACUGAAGGUUACAGUAAUACAAACAUACAGUGAUUCCCAAUUGGUAGUCAAUCAGGUCAACUCAGUCUGUGAAGUGGUUGAUCUUAUUAUGAUGAAGUAUGCAACUCUGGUGGCUGAGCUGAAAUCCAAAUUCCAGAAAUUUCGCCUGAACAAAAUACCCCAAGCUGAAAAUGAGAAAGUAGAUUCCCUCUCCAAAUUUGCUUCCGAUGGCAACCAAAGCUCUAGAUCGGUCUUUGUUGAAAUUCUGGACGAGCCCAACUUCUUAAAGCCAAAAAUGAUGGAAAUCAGCACAUAUCCUAGCACACCGAGCUGGACAGAUCCAAUUAUCUCAUUUUUACGGGAUGGAACAGUGCUUGCAGAUAAGCAAGAAGAGAUGAGGUUGAGAAAGAAAGCAUCUCGGUAUACCCUUGUUAAUGAAGUCCUCUACAAGAGAUCUUUCUCACUCCCUCUACUCCGCUGCUUGAACUCUUAUGAGGCUGAAUACACACUUCGGGAGGUGCAUGAAGGUGUCUGCGGAAGCCAUAUUGGUGCUCGAACUUUGGCUCAUAAAGUCCUUAGACAAGGAUAUUACUGGCCCAACAUGUAUAAAGAUGCCACCCAGUUCGUAUAGAGAUGCUCGAAGUGCCAAUUCUUCGCACAUCUGACUCACUAACCAGCAGAAGAGCUCACGAACUUGGUAGCACCAUGGCCAUUUACUCAGUGGGGAUUGGAUCUUUUAGACCCAUUUGUGAAAGGGGUUGGUGGUGUAACCCAUCUGAUUGUUGGUGUGGAUUAUUUUACAAAAUGGGUUGAAGCUCGGCCAUUAUCCAGUCUUA
Molecule: messenger RNA, 3198 nt
Organism: Rubroshorea leprosula
Lineage: Eukaryota; Viridiplantae; Streptophyta; Magnoliopsida; Malvales; Dipterocarpaceae
Source: the annotation of a GenBank genome assembly